GAAAUAGACUCCAUACCACUUGACUAUCUUUAAAUACAAUACGUGUACGUUAUUGGUCCUAUCAUCUCUUCCCCGAGAGAGCCUCUGAAGUCCUCAACUUCAACUCCAUUUAUUCUAUCCUACUAAAUUGCAGGUUGUGAAAAGGAAAAAUUACAGCAAAGAAGCAGCAGAAAUGUCGGGGUGCAACGAAAAGAGCAAUAUAUUUGAUGUUAAUUACAAUAGAAAUUAUGAGGGUACUUCAAAAGAGUGGCUGAACUUUAAGACUUGGAAUGAGAAAGAUCUUGGGGCGCUGGACCAGGGUUUUCUAUCAAACUAUACUCCCAACAAAAUCUUCUCAUGUCAAUUCUGCAUGAGAAAGUUUUAUAGUUCACAAGCGCUUGGUGGCCACCAGAAUGCUCACAAAAGGGAGCGCGGAGCAGUUAAGAGGUACCAGUCUGAGAGGGUGAUAAGACUGAUGGGUUUCUCUGUAUAUAGGCCCAUGGUCCGGUCACUUGAUGUUCAGCUUCAUUCUCUGACCCCCAAGCCGAGCAGGGACUGGAAAACCAUGGUUGCAAAGUUCAAUGAUGCCAGUAAGGGCAAUGGUCCAGCAUUAACAGCAUUAGUACCUGGAGAAUCAAGCUUCAGUUGGCCAGGAAGUUAUAGUGGGGCACCGGAAUCACAUAAGCAACCAUCAGAAACACUAAAGGUUGACUUAAAUCUCAGGCUUUAAUCCUUCAAUAUGUAGCUUUAUCCUUAUCACUGAGUACAUGUAUUGCUAUAUAAAUAUGAGUUUUAGUUUGAUCAUUGUCAAAUAACUGAUUCAAGGAAAAUGAGUUGAAAAGUCAAUGCCUAUAGUUCUUUCUAACACCAAUAAGAAUUUGUGAGAAAUCUUGAAGUUGAGUUUGACAAAA
Messenger RNA from Pistacia vera, 890 nucleotides. RefSeq names its product zinc finger protein 7-like. The record is from RefSeq and is a predicted model, not a curated record. The transcript has a single exon. The coding region runs from base 173 to 709 and encodes 178 amino acids. NCBI's taxonomy places the organism in Eukaryota, Viridiplantae, Streptophyta, Magnoliopsida, Sapindales, Anacardiaceae.